Molecule: messenger RNA, 1402 nt
Organism: Helianthus annuus (common sunflower)
Lineage: Eukaryota; Viridiplantae; Streptophyta; Magnoliopsida; Asterales; Asteraceae
Product: growth-regulating factor 3
Exons: 4
Coding region: 171-1190 (339 amino acids)
Biological process (GO): DNA-templated transcription; developmental process; regulation of DNA-templated transcription
Cellular component (GO): nucleus
Molecular function (GO): ATP binding
Source: RefSeq, a predicted model, not a curated record
UUUUUAUUAUUACAUAAACCACCAAUCUUUAAGAUAACCACGACCCGUUAACCAACACACACUCCUGCUAUAUAUCUCACUCACUUCCUCCCUCCCUGUCUCUUCUUUCUCAGUUCAAAGUUGUUCCAACUUUGAACAAAUAUCUCUUCUGUCUCUACUCCCAUCAUUCAAUGGACUACUUUCAUCAUCAACAUUCUUCUUCCUCUUCACAGUCACCAUCACUUCCUCUUCCACUUUUCUCUUCUGAAACCUCCUCUUCCAAAACCUCAAAUAUGAUGCAAGGAGUAAGUAGUUACUUCAGCAUAGGGCAAUGGCAGGAGCUUGAAGUUCAGGCAUUAAUAUUCAGACACAUGCUCACUGGCUCACCCAUUCCUCCACAACUACUUCACCUUUUACUCAACUCCAAUCACAACCUUAACUACCCACGUUCCAACUUCCCACCUUUGUAUCAAACAGGUGGAGGGUAUUGGGGAAGAGGUGGUAUGGAUCCAGAGCCCGGGAGGUGUAAGCGAACCGAUGGUAAAAAAUGGAGGUGUUCAAGGGAUGUUGUGGCAGGUCACAAGUACUGUGAGCGCCACAUACACCGAGGGCGCAAUCGUUCAAGAAAGCCUGUGGAAAUCCCCACACCUGCUCCCAUCGCAACCGCCGCCACACCAGUUAACACCACCGCAUUAUGCGGUGGUGUUAAGCCGUACACGAUGAUGGGUGGUGGCGGAAGUGGGGGAGGCGGUGGGGGUCUCUCUGUGCAUUCUAAUUUUUUUGAUCACCUACAUUUGAAUCAAAGGAUGCCAAACAUAUCAGAAAAUGAGACCAAACCAUCAAGUGGUCGAGUUCUUCGACCAUUUUUUGAUGAUUGGCCAAGAACUGUGGAAGAACAAGAAGUGUUGGCCACAAGUCUGUCGAUUUCGGUGCCUGGAAAUGUUGGGUCCGAUUUCUCUUUGAAGCUUGCAACGGGAAACGAUGACGGUGGUCAACGCGGAGAGGAAGUUAAUGGCGAUCGCGAACGUGGUGGUCCGUUGAACUGGGGCAUGUUGUGGGGUGGCCAUCAUGUGGGUUCGAUGGGUGGGCCUCUUGCUGAAGCGUUGAGGUCGUCUUCGGUGUCGAAUUCGUCGUCACCGACUAGUGUUUUGCAUCAGUUGCAGCGCGGGUCGUCUACUACGGCUUCGGAGACUAGUUAUGUCAGCACUUGAUUGGUGUACUUGUUUGGGAUUAUCAUGGAAGAUGGUUUGGGAUUUUUCAUUUUUUUUGAUUGAAUUUAGUGUUUGUUUGUUUGUUUGUUGUGGUUAUGGUACACAUGAAGAAUGGUCGUUCGGUUAUAACUAACUUUACAACAUUGUUUGAUAAGUUAGGUGUGUUUGUCUGACUCUGUAUGUUAUAUAAUUUAGUUUUUUGAUUGUCAUAA